CUGCAGCUCAACCCAACCACUCCCCCAAAUCUUGUACCCUGCCUCUUGCACUUCAUUUCGGCGGCAGUGUUUAGCUACUCCACAAGACCUCAGCCCCCUCCCCGACGUCACCCUGCCAACAAAGCACCGACGUAGCUCCUCUCAACCCCUCACGGCGUUCGCUAUCGAUAGCCCCGCGAGCACCUCAUAGCCCAGACAACCUACGAAUCCACGUACUGAACGGCGAAGUCCUGCGCACUUGAACGUCGAUACACACGCACACAAGGAGAAGCCGAUAAAGAGCCUCAUACCGAACGACGUCAUCAUGAGUUCUCCAAAGAGGCGUAUCGAGACAGAUGUUAUGAAGCUUAUGAGCGACUAUGAAGUCACGCUCGUAAACGAUAACACACCAUUCCAAGGAGGGCUCUGGAAGAUCCACGUCGAGCUGCCCGACCAAUACCCGUACAAGAGCCCCAGCAUUGGUUUCGUGAACCGCAUCUUCCACCCAAACAUCGAUGAACUGUCCGGCUCGGUCUGUCUAGACGUUAUCAAUCAGACAUGGUCGCCUAUGUAUGACAUGAUCAACAUCUUCGAGGUGUUCAUUCCUCAGCUUCUCCGGUACCCAAAUCCGACUGAUCCUCUAAAUGGUGAAGCGGCCGCGCUUCUCAUGCGAGAACCGAAAAGCUACGAUGCAAAAGUUAAAGAAUACGUACACAAAUAUGCCUCGAAAGAUAUCUCCGAAGACUCUGACAAAGACGACGACGAUGACGACGAUAUGAGCUCAGUCGGCAGCUAUGAGUCUGGCGACGAUGAAGCAGCUGGCAACAUGGACGACAUCUAAGUACGUCGGCCAUGCUGAGUGUCAGUGUCUUUCCCGUCAUCCCUACUUCACGGCUCCAGAUUUUAUCACAUAUGGGUGGACGUUCGAGGCGCAUGCCGGCGUAUACACAGGUUUGCAUCAUAGUUUCUGGGUAUAAGUUUGUCAAUAGUUGGUUUGCAGAUUUGGGUACGGUUUCUUAGUUUCUCCUUUGCGUUUUACACAGCAGACACUUUUCAUAUCAAGAACCGAAUCGACCUGUAAAUGCAGUUUUAGGUCAUGGUGAGGAGGAGCCGGCAGACUUUCCCACCUGCUUGUUGUUGCGAACAAGUCAGAAUUGGUGCGGUACGACUCAACUCCACUAGGAUACUUUCACAUGUGCCCCAACUCAAUUCAGACAUCAUCAUUACAAUCCUUCAAUCCUGC
This is a messenger RNA of Didymella exigua CBS 183.55, 1222 nucleotides long. RefSeq names its product ubiquitin-conjugating enzyme. Gene Ontology annotation, cellular component: nucleus. The record is from RefSeq and is a predicted model, not a curated record. The coding region runs from base 305 to 820 and encodes 171 amino acids. Lineage: Eukaryota; Fungi; Ascomycota; Dothideomycetes; Pleosporales; Didymellaceae. Gene Ontology annotation, biological process: protein polyubiquitination; ubiquitin-dependent protein catabolic process. The transcript is spliced from 6 exons. Gene Ontology annotation, molecular function: ubiquitin conjugating enzyme activity.